This is a messenger RNA of Lacerta agilis (Sand lizard), 2567 nucleotides long. RefSeq names its product NADH:ubiquinone oxidoreductase core subunit S1 (gene NDUFS1). The coding region runs from base 131 to 2317 and encodes 728 amino acids. Gene Ontology annotation, cellular component: membrane. Gene Ontology annotation, biological process: ATP synthesis coupled electron transport. NCBI's taxonomy places the organism in Eukaryota, Metazoa, Chordata, Lepidosauria, Squamata, Lacertidae. Gene Ontology annotation, molecular function: iron-sulfur cluster binding; NADH dehydrogenase (ubiquinone) activity. The record is from RefSeq and is a predicted model, not a curated record. The transcript has 19 exons.
AUCUUGAUCACUGAGGAGACCGCUUCUGAGGAGGCGGCGGAAGAGGCGUCCUGGGUCGCUAAGGCCGGACCGGGUUCCCGCCCACCCCCCACGCCGGGCCAAGGAGGAGGAGCACCUUAUUGCCAGCACCAUGUUGCGACUCCCUGCUGUCCACAAGGCCUUAGCUGGUGUCACUCAGACUACUAAAGGAUGUGUGCGUGCAACAGCUACAGCAGCCAGCAACCUGAUAGAGGUUUUCGUUGAUGGGAAUUCCGUAUUGGUACCUCCAGGAACCACAGUACUUCAGGCCUGUGAAAAGGUUGGAAUGCAGAUCCCUCGAUUUUGCUAUCAUGACAGAUUGUCAGUCGCUGGAAAUUGUAGGAUGUGUCUCGUGGAGAUAGAGAAAGCUCCCAAGCCAGUAGCUGCUUGUGCCAUGCCAGUAAUGAAGGGUUGGAACAUUCUGACAAAUUCUGAGAAGUCUAGGAAAGCAAGAGAAGGUGUAAUGGAGUUCUUGUUGGCAAACCAUCCACUGGACUGCCCCAUCUGUGAUCAGGGAGGGGAAUGUGACCUUCAGGACCAGUCAAUGAUGUUUGGCAGUGAUAGGAGCAGAUUUCUGGAAGGCAAACGUGCAGUGGAAGACAAGAACCUUGGCCCAUUAGUGAAAACUAUCAUGACCCGGUGCAUACAAUGUACUCGAUGCAUUAGGUUUGCAAGUGAGAUUGCAGGAGUUGAUGAUCUAGGAACAACAGGAAGAGGAAAUGAGAUGCAAGUUGGCACUUAUAUUGAGAAAAUGUUCAUGUCAGAGUUAUCCGGCAAUGUGAUUGAUAUCUGCCCAGUAGGUGCCCUUACAUCCAAGCCGUAUGCUUUUACAUCUCGACCCUGGGAGACAAGGAAGACAGAAUCCAUUGAUGUUCUUGAUGCAGUAGGGAGUAACAUUGUGGUAAGCACUCGAACAGGAGAAGUGAUGAGGAUUUUGCCAAGACUACAUGAAGAUAUCAAUGAGGAAUGGAUAUCCGAUAAAACAAGAUUUGCUUAUGAUGGUUUGAAACGUCAGCGUCUUAUUGAGCCAAUGAUAAAGAAUGAAGAAGGGCGGUUCACUUAUGUGUCUUGGGAAGAGGCCUUGAGCCGUGUGGCAGGAGUGCUUCAGGGGAGCCAAGGUAAUGAUAUAGCUGCAAUCGCAGGAGGACUUGUGGAUGCAGAAGCACUUGUAUCUCUUAAAGACUUGCUGAAUAGAGUAAACUCUGACAACUUGUGUACUGAAGAGGUCUUCCCUACUGCAGGAGCUGGAACAGACCUGCGUUCUAAUUACUUGCUUAAUACCAAGAUUGCAGGAGUGGAAGAGGCAGAUGUCUUGCUCCUGGUUGGCACCAACCCACGCUUUGAGGCACCUCUCUUCAACGCCAGAAUCCGAAAGAGCUGGCUACACAAUGAACUUAAAGUGGCUCUUGUGGGCAGCCAAGUUGACUUGACUUACACAUAUGAUCACCUGGGAGAUUCCCCACAGAUACUCCUGGACAUUGCUUCAGAAAAACACCCAUUCAGCAAGGUCCUGAACCAGGCUAAAAAGCCAAUGGUCGUGGUUGGCAGUGCAGCACUUCAGCGUGGUGAUGGGGCAGCCAUUCAUUCAGCCAUUUCCACCAUUGCACAAAAUGCAAGUACAAAAAGUGGAGCUGAUCCCAACUGGAAAGUCAUGAACAUUCUUCAUAGGGUUGCAAGCCAAGUAGCUGCCCUUGACCUAGGCUACAAGCCAGGAGUGGAUGCGAUCCGGAAGAACCCUCCUAAAGUGUUGUACCUUUUAGGGGCUGAUGCAGGCUGUGUUACUCGGCAAGAUUUGCCUCAGAAUUGCUUUAUAAUUUACCAGGGGCACCAUGGUGACGUAGGCGCUCCUAUGGCAGAUGUUAUUCUUCCAGGAGCAGCUUAUACCGAAAAGGCUGCAACAUAUGUGAACACCGAAGGUAGAGCUCAACAAACCAGAGUAGCCGUAACACCACCUGGCAUGGCAAGAGAAGACUGGAGAAUAAUUAGAGCAAUCUCUGAGAUAGCUGGCAUGACCCUCCCAUAUGACACACUUGAUCAAGUGAGGAGCAGAUUAGAAGAAGUAUCUCCUAACUUGGUCAGAUAUGAUGAUGUGGAAGAAGCAAACUACUUUAGCCAAGCAAAUGAGCUGUCAAAGGCAGUUAAUCAGAAACUUCUUGGUGAUCCUCUUGUUCCACCCCAGCUCACAGUUAAAGACUUCUAUAUGACAGAUCCCAUUUCUAGAGCAUCACAGACAAUGGCUAAAUGUGUUAAAGCUGUUACCGAAGGGGCCAAGGCUGUUGAAGAACCCUCCAUCUGCUAAGGAAAUCCUAGAGUUGCCAUUGUCAGAGCAGGCAUCCUUACGACUUUUUUCCAAAAAUAACAAUUUUGUGGUGGUCUAUUUAGGUUUCCACUUUCUUUAUGAAUGCCGGUGAAAGUUUAUGUAAAGCCAGCUGUCCAGUGUUCAUUUGCUAAUUAUGUUCAGCACAACUUAAAUGUAUUUAGACAUACAUAUUAUGUAUACUGAUUGUGUACAAAAAUGAUGUAAAAUUAAAGCAGUUUUACAUAUGUAA